AUGUACGGGCAUGUGGAGAAGCUUGCUGAGGAGAUAAAGAAGGGCGCCGCCUCCAUUGAAGGAGUUGAAGCCAAGCUGUGGCAGGUCUGCCUCCUCUCAUCUCCUCCAAUUUUUCCUGCAUCACUCGCCAUUUUCGUGGGUUCAAUCCACUGCUCCCGUAGAUUCGGGGGUUCAGUCAUCACUCUAUCUAAAUGUGAUCCAUGGAGGAGAAUUGUGAGAUCCCAUUGCUGAAUUCAACAGGUCCCGGAGACCCUGCCGGCGGAGGUGCUGGGCAAGAUGGGGGCACCGCCAAAGAGCGACGUGCCAGAGAUCACGCCGAGCGAGCUCGCAGAGGCAGAUGGGCUCAUCUUCGGCUUCCCCACCAGGUUCGGCAUGAUGGCUGCACAAUUCAAGGCCUUCCUUGACUCAACAGGCGGCCUUUGGAGGACUCAGCAGCUGGCAGGCAAGCCAGCGGGGAUCUUCUACAGCACUGGCUCUCAGGGCGGCGGCCAGGAGACCACUCCGUAAUUCCCCCUUCCCUCCCUCCUUCCUCCGCCGGUCAACUCCGAUCGUCGGCGGGAUUUGCGUUGACCACCUGGGUUCUGCUCUUGAUCUGGCAGGUUGACGGCAAUCACGCAGCUGGCGCACCACGGGAUGAUCUUUGUGCCGAUCGGAUACACGUUUGGGGCGGGGAUGUUCGAGAUGGAGCAGGUAAAGGGUGGCAGCCCGUAUGGCGCCGGCACCUUUGCCGGAGACGGCUCCAGGGUUCCCACCGAGCUGGAGCUCGCCCAGGCCUUCCACCAGGGCAAGUACCUUGCCACCAUCGCCAAGAAGCUCAAGGCAGCCGCCUGA
This is a messenger RNA of Spirodela intermedia, 831 nucleotides long. Lineage: Eukaryota; Viridiplantae; Streptophyta; Magnoliopsida; Alismatales; Araceae. The record is from the annotation of a GenBank genome assembly.